AGCCUCAGUCAGCUGGCGUCAGGCGAGCUCCGAGCAUCCCGACUCACGCCACUCCUGUGCGCAAAUUGCAUCACACAACCUGCUCCUCAUCUCCGCGCCCUCCGCGCACAUCCAGACCUGCCUCAACCGCCGGACAGUGCUUCGAGUGACAGUGCAGUGGUCUGCCCAAGAGGACACACAGACGCAUCCCCUGGCCGUGUUACCGCAGGUCAGGGAUGUAAGCACAGGUGACGCUCGCCUUUGGUGCCGCAAAGUUCAGUUGAAACCCGAUCAAUUAAUUGAUUAAUUAAGGAAGAAAAUAUACACAUGGCCGGACCGUACUCGGCCGUCAAGGCGCCCACCAGCGUCCUCGAGGAGGAGCUGAUGGACUUUGAAAACGCCGCCACCCACUACAACGCCGACGAGUGCUGGACCCUGUCCGAGCUGGACGACGAGGCCCUCCAGAGCAUCGUGUCCACCAAGACCAGCAGCGGAACUUCUUCUUCCUCUUCAGCCACAGGAAGCAACCGCUGUCUCAACCCGAUCAGUACCAACGUCUCGCCUAAGAUUCCACCACCAAGUUCGCCAUUGCAAAGUGCCGUGACCCCGAGCACCCUAGUUGUCAGUCCAUUGUUGUCCUCCCUACCGGCGUCGCGACUGCCCACAAUGAAAAUUGACUCGAGCGAGACGACAACCUCGUCAUCCGACUCGAUUUUCGGGUGCGUCCGAUUCGGCAGCACCAACGCCUACAUCAACAAAACGGGUCGGCCGAGCAUGAUCAGUGCUAAGUACCGACUCAAGGAAGAGCGGCGCAAGGUGCUCAAGAUCUCAAUCGGCAAGUUCAAGCGUAUUGAGGACCACGAAAGUUCGUUGCGACGCUCUGUUCUCAUCAACAACACAAUGAAACGGCUGCAGAAGGAGGCCCGAGAGGAGAAGUUGCAACGCCAGGGCAUCUUUCAGAUCAACUCUGCCUUCAGUGCUCCUGAGCUGGACCUGAAACCCACCGUGCUGGAGCCGGCAGUAGAAAAGGUUCCUCAGAGCAACCAACGGAAAAGGUCAAUCAGCACUGAUGACUGCGAAGACUGUGACGUGCAGGACGUGCUGAGCCACUUCUACAUGCCACCGACCCCACGCCUGUUGACUUCCAUUGAUGACGAGGAUGACAUGCAGGUGCCUAAUAAAAAGCAAAGGGUGAUGCUUGAGGAGGAGCCUCAGAACGAAAACAUUAAUAUCAUCCAGUUGCCAUCGGUGCCCAAGGAGAGCCUCAACAACAACAGCAACAGUGCCGAUGACCUCAUGAAGAAAUGCGAGACUGAAAAGCCGACGCCGAUCACCCAAGUCAAGAUUGCGGCGGAUGACAUUGUAAUGGCUGACGAAGCCGAACUCGACGUGGUGAACACAAGUGAUGACGAUAGGUUAGUGGUUUGUGAAGAGCCCUUGCUGGACACGCCGCCUUCCUCUUGCUCAGACAGCGAGGACGAGGACAUCGACGUUGUGAACAGUGACAACGACGAACGGUUACGUCCCUCACAAGUGGAGGCUGAGAGAACAGGUGGCGCAGCCAGCGGUGAAAGCGCUAACGACUCUUCGGACCAGCAGCACUUCUCGUGCGGACACACGUCGAUUUUUGGUGAACUGCAGUCAGUGGUUUUUCACAGUUUGAUCGCAUCUCUCGAGUCCUAGCGCUAUAGACUGUGAUGGCAGCAUUUGUAUCCCGACGAUGGUAGUGCCGAAUAUUAUUAUUGUUGGGAUAACUACUACAACAGUUAUUACCAGUGAUUUGCCAUCACCUGCAAAAGAAAAACGGACUGAUUCAAACAAACAAUUAAAACAAAACAUUUAAUAUGAAAAUUGGGACUUCUGAUGCCGUAGUUUUUUAUAGAGCCACUCGGGCGUUUACCGAAUCGCAUAUAUUAUACAUAAUAUACAUGUUCAGACGUAUAAGGUUUUUACUGCAUUUUUCAACGCGAUCAUGAUCGAUUGAUUGAUAGAAUUUAACAAAGAAAAAAAUUAACACAAUGAAGCGAAAAUGAACACAGUUAGCCCGUAUUGUGUACAUACGAAAAUAGAUGAAUUAUAUUUAGAGAGUGAGAGAUACGCAAUUACAAAGCAACAUGGAAAAUAAAAAUGAUGAUAUCUAGAUUUUAGUACAUUUGUAUAACAUUUUACUAAUACCACACACACAUACACAGUAAUCAUCUAUCAAUAAAAGCGUGCAACUAGCAUUACAGGACGAUGAUGAUAAUCGAGCAAGCAACUUUUUGUGUAGUUGCAAUCGCACAGACACAACACUUUCCUUCUGUAGACACAAUUGCAAAUCUUGAAAAAAAAAAAUUUUGAUGCUUGCCAAAUAUUGAAAAAAAAAUGUGGAUAGAUAAAAUGGCACAUAGAUGAAAAGGCUUUCUAAAUUCAUUCGUAUUCUAAGAAUUAUAAAAUUGAUGUGUGUACUAGUGUUGUGUUCAUCCUUCUAAAAGCAACUGCACCAUAAUUAAUGUAGACCACUGCUACAUAUAAUUGCCGCUGAAAGAAAGAAGAAGGUCUUGCUCUGUAGUUUUAAAGAUGCAAACUCUCAUCUUUCUCUCAUAGUACAGUUUGAAAUCGCCGCGACUUUCUAGCAUUGUACUGCAAUGCAAAAUUUGCAUUAAGAUGGAAAGCUUUAAAUUAAUUUUUUUUCUUACUUCUUUUGACUAUUUGACUUGACGAGCCAGUGCCCCUUUGACGUUUCAUAAAACAUAUUCUCCCAAGUGAGUUAUUUUCACCCCACAAGAAAUUUUUUUUUUAUUUUUAUUGUUCGCCUUUCUUCUAUUUAAUCAGCCAGCCAAGCGCACACGCAAACACUUAACCUAUAAGAGAACAUUGAUUUAUUUGUUGUGCCCCUCCAUAUAUAUUUCUGUUGUAUGUGUUCGUUUUAAUAGUCCCAAUCUAGUGAAUGUACGCUUUUUACCAAAAAAGAUAAAAGAAGUGAUCAAUAUUUAAAUCUAUUCAGCUCCGGAGAAAGUUCUGUACAAUUUAACUGAGCAGAGCACUAACAGACUUUAUAAUAAUCUCCCGCGCAUUCAUUCUUACGUCAAUGUAUAGGUGAAAGUUUUUGUUGCAUUAAAGGUUGGCUGGUUAAUAAAAAAAAUAAAUCGUAAUACACAUAGUAGCUCGACGAUCCGUUUGCCUCCGUGCCGAUGUUGUAUCUUUUAUAGUUACAAAAUUAACUCCCUCACUCACUUUUUUUUGCCUUUUGUUAAAACAAGACGCAGAGAGUGGCCGCAGCUUAUCCAAUACCUCUGAUUAAUUACUGCUACCUCCGUGUAAAUAAAUUUCCCUCUUUCUCGCCAGUAUAAAUAAUUGAACACUCUCGUAUAAAUAAUUCAAUUAAAAACUUCAAACGUACGUGUUUUUCUGACUUUCCUCUUAGUUACGAAUAAAUAACAUUUUAUAUAGGCGACGCAGAUAGAUAGUUAGUGUUCUUAGGGCUAUUCUUGUAGAUUAUUACUUUUAAAUGGCUGUGAUAUGUCCCAUGUAUAUGCUAAUAAACGUACGCUGAAGUGAAUCAACUAAUUAAAAUAUUGUGUAAAAACGACCGCCUCUUUCAUCAUUAGGGUAAAAGUGGUGAGAAGAUAAAAAAAAACAUGAUCCCCCCCAUCUGCAGUAUUUCAGUUCAGUGGCAUACACAAAUUUUAUUACUUAACAAUUUCCUCACUAAAUUAAUUUUCAAUGAAGGCUGUGUUUUCCAUAGAAAAUUUCCAAUGCAUUUGCAGUUUCGACCAACUACUUUAAUUAAUACUUAAUUAAGCAACCAAAACUCUCUUUACUUUGGAUUCAGGGAUUCGCGUAGGCAUUAGUCAACCUUAUUAAAUGAUUUUCAUAUCCAAAUGUAUGCAAACACAUUUUUACGUGUAACAAAAAAUCUGGCCAAAUAACAACUUUCUAUACUACUAUUAAAUAUGAUAGAAAGACAGAUAAACCUCCGUGUAGCAUGGUGACGUGACUGACGACUAAUGACUUUUUACUAGACGAGACAAGCAUCCAGCGAGGAAUCUUUUCGAGUCGCCUCGAAGGAAUUCAAUGUUAUAGGCGAGACAAACGCUUUCCAUCCACAAAAAGAAAAAUAAAUCACAAAAUAGUUUCUUCGGCCGAACAUCCGUCUCUAUUCGUGCAGUGGUAUAAGCAGGAAAAAACUAACUGAUUUAUCACAUCAUUAUUUUUAGAGUUUCACACAUUUUUUUUUUUUACUUUUAUGAAGACUAAGUAUUUUUAAUUUUUAAUAUCAUUUCAAAUGUUCUCUUUAGCUAAUGUGGGUUGAUUUCGGUGGGGGAUCGAGAAGUCCCUUAAAAUCCGAUUUGCGGUAUUGCACUACAUACUUUUCUCGCAUAUUCGCUAUACAUAUAUUUAUUAUCAAGAAGCUGUUUUAUUAAUUUAAUUUUGUGUAUUUAUCCGCGACAAUGAUGAUGAAGUUUAUGACUUAUAAAUGAUUAUGGUUUCUCUCUCACAAUCAACUGCUGUUUGUCCACGCUCAAAUAAGUAAUGAAAAAACGAAUGAUUUCAUUGAAUGAUUGUUUCGAAACGAGUCACUCGAGAGUAAAUUCGAUGCAUUUUGUGCCAUUAACUGAUAAAUGCUGCUGUAAAAAUUUUGUGUAUACAAAACCCAAAGAUGCGAACCUACACAGAGAAAAAGUAUGAGAAAUAAACGGUGAACUUUUGGAGUAAACACGCUGCUACUAAAUGUACUUGAAAAAAGCUAGCAAAAUACUUGAUUUCGCCACUAUAUACUCACAAUCGAUGUGAAAAAUGAAGAGACAUCCUCGUUUAAUUAAUAUUGCCGACUAAAUCAAAAUAACGAGUGCUGAUGAGACGCGUUUUGUAUAGAAAACAAACAAAAGCCGAUUCACAAUGUAAGAUGUGAGGUGUCUCUGCGUGCAAGCUGAUUAACUCCAAAAACCUUGUACUUAUGCAACUCAAAGUAAAAAUGAAAGCAAAAAACCAAAACGAUUUGUAUUUGAUCACACUUCUCGCUUCUGCCUCGCCCGCUGCUAAGUUACCCGCACAAUGAGUGCGGUCAAUGUAAAGUUGUAUAGAAAAAAGAGCAAGUUUUGAAAGAGAGGCGAAUUAAAACUGGGAAGGUGAAUUUAUCUCAUUCUUGUGUGCUUACAACUAGGGUGACUCUAAACAACACAGUGUAAACUAAAACAAGAGAAUGCUUUGUAUAAAAUUUAUCCGCUGCUAAACGAUCAUCAUUGACUAUGUUUACAGAGAAAAAUCACAAGAAAGAAGGUUCUUAUCCUUUGCCUUAAUUUGUGCAGCAAAUUAUUUUUUGGAAAACUUUUGUGUCUCGACAGGUUGAAGUGUUGCGCUGAGAAUUUUACUUUUUGUAUAGAAAAAUUUGUGAAAAGCUCAUGAUGAAUAUUGCUUCAACAUGCAGAUAAAAUCACGGAGAAGAGAUUUGUUACUACCCUUAAUGGCAGGAUAACCUUCACCAUAAAAAUAAAAUAUAUUAUACAAAAAUGACAAAAGCAUAAAAAAAUAAAAAGUACCUGAAAAA
Neocloeon triangulifer is the source of this 5509-nucleotide messenger RNA. RefSeq lists its product as uncharacterized. The coding region runs from base 307 to 1662 and encodes 451 amino acids. Lineage: Eukaryota; Metazoa; Arthropoda; Insecta; Ephemeroptera; Baetidae. The record is from RefSeq and is a predicted model, not a curated record. The transcript has 2 exons.